ACUGAGAGCAACUGGCCAGCGACAUUUGAGUCUUGAAAGUGAAGACAAAAGGAUGCCCAUUUACACUGAACUCGUUCUACUCGGUACUCAUUCUUCCUUAGAGCAACCAUUAGCAAAAUAAACAUUUCUAUUAAGAGCUCAUCAUUUCGUUUGCUUUGCUUUUUCACUUCCUCAACAAUGGCUGUCUCCUAUCAGUACUUCGUUUUCUUUGAUUCUACUCUACAGUUUUUCUUUAAUUUUUGAGUUUUCAUUUCAUUUUGUGAGCUGUUUUCUUGAGAAUUCAUCACCCAUUUGAGAAAAUCCUGCAAUGGAAACUGGGCCGAGCUCAGAUUCUGUAAGCAAGUCGAAGCCACAUAGAGAAAAAGCUACCUCUACCUCUACCUCUAUGCUGGCGAAGAUCGAGCCAUUUGUGUCAAAAACUGAUCAUCAUAAUCCAAGAGAGCUGAGAUCUUGGGCCAAGAGAACUGGUUUUAUUUCCACUUUCUCUAGUGAAACCACUACAAGCACCAGCGAAAAUUUUGAUAGCAGCACUGGUUUCGACUUGGAGAGAGGUCUAAACCAUCACAAAAACGGUGGGUCGUCCCCCAAAAUCGAGAUCGACCCCAUUCUUGGCCGGACAAGGCCUGCUAGAGGCUCAGAAAUUGAACCGGCCACGGGUUCAGCUUCUAGGUCAGGCAAUGAAUUCAGGAAUGGAAAUAAUAGGAGGUUGGGACUGAGAGAUGAGAAUAAGAGGAAGAGAAUAGGAGAUGAAUCUGCUUUUGGGGUUAAGGAUGGGGAAAGGAAAGUUGGAUUAAAUGGAAAUGGAAUUAGCAAUUUGAAUGUGAAUGGCAGUGGUACCAGGAACGGAAGUGUAAAUGGCACAGUAAAUGAAAUCCCGGCAACUACACCGGCGACGGAGCCAAAGAAAGAAGAAGAAAAUGCUGGAACUGAUAUUGGAAUUGAGAUGUAUCCGAUUGGGGAUGAUCCUCAUACUGAAGGGUGGCACAGACAGAGUGGAAUGAGACUUGGUUUAACAGAUAAUCCAGGUUUUGUGCCACUUCUGUAUUAUGGCCUGCAACACUACUUAUCAUUGGCUGGCUCACUUAUUUUCAUUCCCUUGAUCAUCGUACCAGCCAUGGGAGGGACAGAUAGGGACACUGCUACAGUGAUUUCUACUAUGUUGCUGCUCUCUGGCAUUACAACAAUAUUGCACUCCUAUUUUGGUACCCGACUUCCAUUAGUUCAAGGGAGUUCAUUUGUGUAUUUGGCACCAGCAUUAGUUAUCAUUAAUGCACGGGAGUACAGAAAUCUCUCGGAACAUAAAUUCAGACACAUAAUGAGGGAGCUCCAGGGGGCUAUAAUUGUGGGUUCAAUAUUCCAAAGCAUCUUGGGUUUCACUGGUUUAAUGUCCCUUCUUCUAAGAUUAAUUAAUCCAGUAGUGGUUGCACCAACUGUUGCUGCUGUAGGUUUAGCAUUUGUUGGCUAUGGUUUUCCUCAAGCUGGUAGUUGCGUGGAAGUUAGUAUUCCUCUGAUACUGUUGGUUCUUGUAUUCUCCCUGUAUCUUCGAGGAUUAUCGAUCUUUGGACAUCGGUUAUUCCAAAUUUAUUCGGUCCCCCUGAGUGUCAUGAUCAUAUGGACAUAUGCUUUCUUUCUGACAGCUGGUGGAGCAUAUGAUUACAAAGGAUGCAGCCCUGACAUACCAAGUUCAAAUAUUCUACUUGAUUCGUGUAGAAGGCAUGCAUAUACGAUGCAGCAUUGCAGGACUGAUGUUUCUAAUGCAUGGAGAACUUCUGCAUGGGUCAGAAUUCCCUACCCUUUACAAUGGGGUGUCCCCAUCUUCCACCUGAGGACAUCCUUGAUCAUGAUAAUUGUGUCACUAGUUGCAUCAGUGGAUUCGGUUGGAACGUAUCACUCUACAUCCAUUCUAGUUAACUCAAAGCCUCCAACUCCAGGAAUUGUCAGCAGAGGAAUUGCAUUGGAGGGCUUCUGCAGUAUACUUGCUGGACUUUGGGGCUCAGGUACUGGUUCAACGACAUUAACAGAAAAUGUUCAUACCAUCAAUAUAACAAAGGUGGCUAAUCAGAGGGCCCUGGUUCUUGGAGCAGUUUUCUUGAUCCUCUUCUCAUUUGUAGGAAAAGUGGGUGCUAUUCUUGCUUCUAUACCACUGGCAUUAGCUGCUUCCAUACUUUGCUUCAUGUGGGGCCUUAUUGUGGCAUUGGGUCUCUCCACAUUGCAGUACAGUCAAACAUCAAGUUUUAGAAAUGUCGCUAUAGUCGGUGUUUCAUUGUUCCUUGGUUUGUCAAUUCCUGCCUAUUUUCAGCAGUAUCAACCGGAAUCUAGCUUGAUACUCCCAAGUUAUUUUGUUCCUUAUGCGGCAGCAUCAAACGGACCAGUCCACACCAGCAGUAAACAAUUUGAUUUUGCAAUAAAUGGACUUAUGUCCAUGAGCAUGGUGGUCACUCUCUUGAUAGCACUCAUACUCGAUAAUACGGUCCCUGGUACCCGACAAGAAAGAGGGGUGUAUAUAUGGUCUCAUCCUGAAGAUUUGGCUACUGAUCCAUCUGUGCAUUCAGAUUAUUCCCUUCCCAGAAAAGUUUCACGGUUCUUCUGUUGUUUGAGGUGAUCGCAUGCACAAUAUAUACUUUUUCAGGAAUUUCUUUCCUGCAUGACCAUUAGCAGACCAAAGUCUACGCUUAUAAGCAGUUGUGAAGUUCCCAAGUUUAUAUACUGCUUGCUUAGAUUGGAGCCACAGAGAUGGGAGACAAAUGCAGCUCAAAGAAAGUUAGUGUGAGGAAUAUAUUCAUUUCUACUACACGAACUCGGAAAAUUUUCAUACAUAACUGAACUAAGACAUUGUAUUUUGAUGUCAGAAAAUAACAUGGCUGGUUUCACAUUAUGUCCAUAGUCAAAACAAUCUUUGAGAGGAAGGUAUUGUUGGCGUAGUGUGAAUCUUCUGUUGCAUUUUAGUAUUAAUUGUUUUUGUACCUUCUUCUGCAAGAAAAGCUGUGUGAUCUUAGUACUAUGUGAAUUCUUUGUUACCAUUCAGCUCUGUUAUACACAAAAUCUGUGUGUAAUUAUUAGCAAUUCAAAUAAAAUCCAUGGGAAAUGUAUUCUAUUUA
Messenger RNA from Manihot esculenta (cassava), 3098 nucleotides. Its product is annotated as nucleobase-ascorbate transporter 11. Gene Ontology annotation, molecular function: transmembrane transporter activity. Gene Ontology annotation, cellular component: plasma membrane. The transcript is spliced from 10 exons. The coding region runs from base 308 to 2602 and encodes 764 amino acids. Gene Ontology annotation, biological process: transmembrane transport. NCBI's taxonomy places the organism in Eukaryota, Viridiplantae, Streptophyta, Magnoliopsida, Malpighiales, Euphorbiaceae. The record is from RefSeq and is a predicted model, not a curated record.